Plutella xylostella (diamondback moth) is the source of this 1099-nucleotide messenger RNA. The record is from RefSeq and is a predicted model, not a curated record. NCBI's taxonomy places the organism in Eukaryota, Metazoa, Arthropoda, Insecta, Lepidoptera, Plutellidae.
CUUUCGAAUCUGGCAAUCUAACUCCCAUCCUUUGUUGCCCAAACUUGAUAUCCUUAAGCGCCUGUGUAAUGCUCAAGAAACCCAUGGACUUUCCUAUCUACUAAAAACUUAUAUCUUUUCUUCUAACCUCCCCCACCCUACAUCCAAAUUUAGUAUUUACCCUCUGUUUGAUGUUCCUUACGACGCCUUAGUUUUUCAGCCCAAUGUAGUAAUGGAUUUAGGUAUCAGUAAAGACUCUCCUGCCGCUGAAAAAGCUCUAAGUGCGAAACUCAAUUCAGAGUGGCCAGGCUGGCUCCCCAUAUUCACUGACGCAUCCAAACUCUCCGAAAACAGCAACGUGGGUUUGGCCGUAUGGCUGCCCAAGUACAAAGUUGCACUCAGUUUUAAGCGUCCCCCUGAGUCCUCGGUCUUCACGGGCGAGGCAACAGCUAUUCUCGAGGCGCUUCUGUACGCUGAGUCACACAAACUUAACAAAACUAUUAUCCUUUCUGAUUCGGCCAGUUCAUUACAAGCAAUUAUUUCCUUUCCCUUUAAAUCCAAAUCCAAAUUCCCUAUCAUUUUAAAAAUUAGAGAAACCCUAUUCCGUUGCAUGACUCAGGGUAUAGAAGUAGCUAUCGCUUGGAUACCUGGGCACAGUGGUAUUAUUGGACCGAGGCUGGAUAGAUCCUGGAAAGUGUCCUGGGACACUUCUAGGAAUUUUAAAGGUAAAUUUUACUCCCAUAUCCAACCUCAUAUCCCAAAAAAGCCAUGGUUUUUUAAAGCAAAACAGUUAGAUAAACCAGCAACUUCCACUCUUUGUAGACUGCGUCUGGGCCACGUGUGCACCCCGGUGCACUUGGCUAGGAUUCGGGUCCGUGAUAGCUCUGUCUGCGACUGCGGUGCCAGUGAAGGAUCUGUUGAUCAUCUCUUUUUCGAAUGUCCCAACCUUCAAACCUCCCUAUAUGACAUCCUCCCCCCCACCAUUCCCAAACCUGUAAAUACUAACUAUCUUCUUACCCUUGUACAUACUCCCCUUGUUAAUAUACUGUACAAAUUCCUUAAGACUAACAAUAUUAAACUGUAAAUGUGUUUGUACAUAUAUACUAACAAAUCUAACCAU